AUGGGGCUACGCAGUGGGGGCAGGGACGGAGGAAGGGAGCAAGCAACGAAGGUGAGGGCAUGGGCAGUGGCAGGAGAGGAGGAGAAGGAUGAGAAGGUGAGGGAAUGGGCAGUGGCAGAAGGGGAAGAGAAGGACAAGAAGGAGAAGGCGGGAGGGUGUGAAUUUGUAGCAGCAGACACUGAAGGGAAGAAUGAGAAGGUGAGGGAAUGGGCAUUGGCAGAAGGGGAAGAGAAGGACGAGAAGGAGGAGGCGGGAGUGUGCGAAUUAGUAGCAGCAGGCACUGAAGGGAUGAAUGAAAAGGUGAAGGAAUGGGCAGCCACAGAAGGGGAAGGGAAGAAUGCGAGGGAGGGGACCUGGGCGUGCGUACCAGCAGCCGCGGAAGCAGAAGAGAAGGACGAGCAGGUGGGGGCAGGAGUGAGCGAAAUUGCAGCACGAGAAGUAGAAGAGAGGGACGUAGAGGCGGGGGCAAGGCCGUGUGUACCAGCGACAGCAGAUGCGGAAGGGAAGGGCGAGAAGGGGGGAGCGGUGAAGAAAGGAGGGAAGAAGGAGCUGAGCAGUACAGACAUGGGAGGGAGUGGUUGGCAGCCAGCGCUAAGGACAGCGGAGUUGUUCGGGGAAAUCAGGGCAGGGGCAAAGACUGGCGUGACAAUGAAGGAUCGGAUGCAAGCAGAGGAGCAAGCGCAGGGGAACAAGCUGGCGGAGCAGCAUGUGAGGAAGCUGCGGGAAGGAAGGCCAGAGCUGCUGGGGGAAGCAGAGCAGGAGAGUGAGGAAGUGGGGGCAGGGGAGCCCCUAGCAACAGGGGAAAAGGCAGACCAUGCAAUGGAAGAAGCGGAGAACCGGGCGGCAUGGGAGCAAGCUAAGGCAGCGGGACACUUGGAGGAGGUGAUACCGGUAUCGGUGGAGGACCUACAUACCGUGCAGUUGAGGGAUGCGUGCAGCCGUGAGCAGUGGCAGCAGCAGGAAGGCAAGGGGAUAAGGGCGGCUAGAGAGCACAAGGUGGGGAAAGGCCAGAAUAAGAAGGAAGGGAAGAAGGUGAGGACAGAAGGCAGGGAAGAGGCAGGGGCAAGGGAGGAGUGA
Messenger RNA from Closterium sp. NIES-65, 1077 nucleotides. NCBI's taxonomy places the organism in Eukaryota, Viridiplantae, Streptophyta, Zygnematophyceae, Desmidiales, Closteriaceae. The record is from the annotation of a GenBank genome assembly.